Molecule: messenger RNA, 204 nt
Organism: Sphaeroforma arctica JP610
Lineage: Eukaryota; Ichthyosporea; Ichthyophonida
Exons: 1
Coding region: 1-204 (67 amino acids)
Source: RefSeq, a predicted model, not a curated record
AUGAAACAGCGAUAUUCUCCAGACAGGGUAAACAAUACCGACGAGACAUCAAGCAUAGGUGUCAAGGACGACAGCCCGAAGGUAGACAAUCAGAGGAAGUUGGAUAAUCCAAAGGCGGGGAUCAUAGACCCCGACAAAGCGGAUUAUGAUAAGGUAAGAAGAAGUGUUAAGGCUGGUAAGUCUCUGAUAACUUCGAACACAUGA